Molecule: messenger RNA, 2199 nt
Organism: Puma concolor (puma)
Lineage: Eukaryota; Metazoa; Chordata; Mammalia; Carnivora; Felidae
Source: RefSeq, a predicted model, not a curated record
GGUCCUUAGGGGAUGGAUCGCGUGUGGAGUGCGUGGUGCGGGAAGUGCGUCAAAGAGAAAGGGUCGUCACCACUUUGGGCCCAGCGCAUCGUGGUCGCCUGGCUCAGUAGGGCCGAGUGGGAUCAGGUGAUGGUAUAUCUGUUUUGUGACGACCAUAAAUUGCAGCGGUACGCCCUGAACCGCAUCACCGUGUGGAGAAGCAGGUUAGGCAACGAACUUCCCCUGGCAGUGGCUUCUACUGCUGACCUGGUACGCUGUAAGCUCAUGGAUGUAACUGGUGGCUUGGGCACUGAUGAACUUAGACUGCUCUAUGGCAUGGCGUUGGUCAGGUUUGUGAAUCUCAUUUCCGAGAGGAAGACAAAGUUUGUCAAGCUCCCUCUCAAGUUCCUGGCUCAGGAGGUAAACAUUCCGGAUUGGAUUGUUGAACUUCGCCAUGAGUUGACUCACAAGAAAAUGCCCCAUAUAAAUGACUGUCGCAGAGGCUGUUAUUUUGUUCUGAAUUGGCUCCAGAAGACAUACUGGUGCCGCCAACUGGAGAAUAGCCUGAGAGAAACCUGGGAGUUGGAGGAGGAUAGGGAAGAGACAGAUGAAGAAGACCAAGAGGAAGAUAAAAACAUUGUUGUUGAUGACAUCACAGAACAGAGAACAGAGCCUAAGGAUAAGGGGAAAGGUGCAGAACUGGAUGUCAGGGUUGAUGGAAACAGUGAAAGCAACAAAGAGGUUGAUUCACAUUGGGAAAAGGCUCUGAGACAUAAAGAGCUAUAUGAAAGAGCCCGAGAACUGCUGGUAUUAUACGAAGAGGAGCAGUUUAAGGUGCUUGAGAAAUUUAGGUAUUUACCUCAGGCUGUUAAGGCAUGGAACAACCUGUCUCCACCUGUAGAAUGCAUCCUGGCAGAGCUCAAGGGCAUUACAUGUGAGAACAGGGAGGCUGUGUUGGAUGCUUUUCUGGAUGAUGGCUUUCUUAUCCCCACAUUUGAACAGUUGGCAGCUUUGCAGAUAGACUAUGAAGAUGGGCAGACUGAGGUCCAGAGAGGGGAAGGUACUGACCCAAAGUUACACAAAAACAUGGACUUGAGUGACAUCCUGGUGCCAAAGCCGUUUUCUCAAUUCUGGCAGCCCCUGCUCAGGGGUCUGCACUCCCAGACCUUCACGCAGGCCCUACUAGAGAGGAUGUUCUCCGAGCUGCCAACCUUGGGGGACAGUGGGAUCCGGCCCACCUACAUCCUCAGAUGGACCAUUGAACUGAUUGUGGCUAACACCAAGACUGGACGGAAUGCCCGCCGAUUUUCUGCAAGCCAGUGGGAAGCAAGAAGGAGCUGGAGGCUAUUCAACUGCUCUGCUUCCCUUGACUGGCCCCGGGUGGUUGAGUCCUGCUUGGGCUCACCUUGCUGGGCUAGCUCUCAACUCCUUCAGCUUGUCUUCAAAGCCAUGGGACAGGUCCUGCCAGAUGAGGAGCAGGAGAAGCUGCUGCGAAUCUGUUCCAUUUACACCCAAAGUGGAGAAAACAGCCUAGUACAGGAGGGCUCAGAGGCCUCCCCCAUUGGGAAGUCUCCAUAUACACUGGACAGCCUGUAUUGGAGCUUCAAACCAGCUGGUUCCAGCUUUGGAUCUGAAGAACCCCAGCAGCAGGAGGAGCAGGGCAGCCUUAAUGAUCUCCAGAAAAAUGAAGAGGAGAAAGAGGUAUUGGAAAAUCAGGUGGAGGAGGAGGAAGAGGAAAACGAUGACCAGAAGUGGGAUGAGGAGGAGGAUGAAGAUGAUGAUGAUGAAGAGGAGGAGGAGGAGGAGGAGGAGGAGAAGGAGGAGAGAAUGGAAGUGGAGCCUUUCUCUGCUGAGGAGUCUUCCACUGCUGAGAAUUCCAGGCUCCUGGCCCAGAAAACAGGAGCUUUACAGGGCUCUGCAUGGCAAAUUAGCUCUGAAGAUGUACGAUGGGAUACCUUUCCCUUAGGCCUAAUGCCAGGUCAGACUGAGGACCCAGCAGAGCUUAUGCUGGAAAAUUAUGACACCAUGUAUCUUUUGGACCAGCCUGUGCUAGAGCAGCGGCUGGAACCCCCAACAUGCAAGACUGGCACCCUUGGCUUGAGCUGUGGCAUGGGCAGUGACAACUGCAGCAACAGUAGCAACGGCAGCAGCAACUUGGAGGGCCUUCUCUGGAGCCAGGGCCAGCUGCAUGGACUCAAAACUGGCCUACAGCUCUUCUGA